This is a messenger RNA of Mycena citricolor, 6070 nucleotides long. NCBI's taxonomy places the organism in Eukaryota, Fungi, Basidiomycota, Agaricomycetes, Agaricales, Mycenaceae. The record is from the annotation of a GenBank genome assembly.
UCAACAUCACCUUCGUACAGACUACCAGCAUGAAGCCGGUUUCUCUUUCUCUCCUCGCAUUCGCGCCCUUUGUCUUUGGGCACGGAGAGCAUGGCAAGCUUCCUGGUGAAGACAUCAAGACUUAUGCGAUUCGACACAUGACCUCAGAGCAUCACAUUGACUCUUUUGACCUGCGGAGCUUCUUCCAUUUGCAUGAUUUGAACCGAGACGGCUUCUGGGACCGGGAAGAGAUUGAGGCUAUCUAUGGUGUCCACCACAUCUAUUCUCAGAAGAAAUCAAAGGACGACGAGGAGCACCAGAAGAAGGCUGAUCAUAUUUCCGGCACUGUCCUCACGAUUGUCGACAAGAAUGGGGAUGGGAAGAUAUCGCCUGAGGAGUUGGAAGCUGUUGGGUUAGAUGGGCUCCCUAACUUCGACGACAUGGGUGCAGAAGGGCAUCACUACGAUGUGGAAAGCGAGUUCUUCCUCCACCACGAAGAGGAAUUCCACUCGACGCCUGAGACCCAAACCGAUGAGUCCUACAACCAUCCUGAGGACCUCGAACACUUUGCCCACCACGAGGAGAUCGAGAACAAGGAGGCUAUCAAGGAAGCAGCAUAUCAGGGCAUUUCAGUUGAGGAGGUGCUGCAAUCGCACCAGUCAACACCGAAGGAGGACACCGAAGCCAAGAAAGUCAACCGGGUUUCACCUCCUGAGAAGCAAGAUCCCAGCGUCCGAUUCCGGGAAGCUAAAGCACAGGGGGAUGCCAAAGGCGAAUGGGGGACUGGGUCUGAUGGAUAUAAGGCGCCCACAAAUCCUGGAGAUAAGAUGCGCAAAAACUUGCCGUACAAGUACAAAUUCCGUCGCAGCUGGGGCGACUUUUAGGUCGAUUCUUGUGCUACUCAGUUUGUAUAGCCCUCUCUAUUGGAUAUCUACCGGAGCCUUUCUCUCAUGUACGAAUACACCUCACUAGUAAAGGGGUUUGUGCCGGGCUCGAUUGAGAGUAUAUUACGACGUGCUUGUUGUGCGUAGGUACUGGGUCUAUUGCCAAGGGAUCUUCCACCGGGUGCCGAACUCGGAUCACCGGCCAGCCCACUUACUCAGCCCCGGCAUCCUCCCAUCUCGCGAACAUUGCGGUUGAUUUCCGGCCAUGUCUAAUCUCUUGGGGACUGGCCAGCCCCCCUCGUUCUACCCAUACCAAACCGUAUUUCCGGACAACUUCGCGAAUAGUCAUGGUAUCGCUCAGGAAACUGAUCUCAGUAACCCCGUCCAUUCGGUGUCCCCCGCGGAACUGGCCCUCCCCCUCGAUAUUCGAAUAGAACGGAAAUGCUCCGUGCGCACCUGCCUGAACGUGAUCGAACCUCCGACGCACCCAGAUGAAGCGCCACGGAAGAUGUGUGUGCCCUGUCGCGAGAAACACCGGUCGUAUGCAAGCACGAAAAGGGCGCGACGCAAGGCGGAGAAGAACCUCGCCUGCGGGGUAAUCCCCCACGCGACUGGGCCAGCAGACGUGAUAGACGGUGGUGUGCCCCCCGAUCCGAGCACGUGGGAGGAGCAUCUGCCGGCUGCACCCCCAUCUUCGGCAUGCAUCUCGACGGCUGCCUUAUCAGCGCCGUCCGCGAGUGCCGAUGGCCACUGGCCUAUAGAUCAGGUUCUCUACGCGCAAUCCCAAGCCUCUCUGCACUCUACCCUUGCUGGUGCUCUGACGCUUCAGUCGACGGCCGAUUCGUCCGGUCAAUCUCCUAGUUCUUCUCACCUUCCGGUUGUUCCGGGGAGCAGCGAAGGGGCGCAAGCCGGGAAUCCCGCCGGGUCAAACCCAGUCCGUGCAAACCCAACGGUCUACCCAGACCACGUCGUCUCCGUCGGACCUCCUGGCGUCAAGCUCAAUGCUGCCCUGCUCGAGGGAGAUUCUCGUUAUUGCUCGGUCAAGGGCUGCAGAGCCGUGAUCCAUGAAAGUUUGGCCGACUAUCCGUACAAAAUGUGCCGACUCUGCCGCGACCGAUACCGUCUCUAUGGUAUCAAGAAACGCGCGAAAGACAAGGCAACUAGAGUGACGCAGGACAAAGUACUGGAUAAUCUGCGCGAUAUGGAGGACCUCCGUCGUGACGCUGCUGGGCUUCCUCCUCUGUCGGAAUGUCCAGAUGAGCUCCAAGCAUGGGAAGCCUCGAUUAUCGAAGAACAGCGGCCGACGGGACCGACUCACCAGGCCUUGGUACGAGGGCCUGUCCCCAUGUCCAUGCCACCUUUGGACGAACGAUAUUCCCAUCAAGGGCCUGUCACGCAUACCCGCAUGUGUUCAGUCUCGCACUGCCAUGAGAUCCUUCCCAGCGAAUAUCGGUACAAACGGUGUGAGCCGCACCGGCUACAGAAUCGGUGGCACUCGAGGAUCAAACGCGGGAGGGAGAAGAUCGAUAAAGGGUUCAUGCUGCCGGACGGAACUGUCCUCGUUGAACCAGGGCCGGUGAAGGUAGCUGACCUCGCCUAUUCGCUACAAGCGAAGACAUCGGAUGAGGCGACGCCGAGCGAAUCUGAGUCUGAAAUCGAUCCGGAGCUGUGUGCGACGACAAUGAAAUCGAAUUUUCAGUUACCAGACAGAGAGUUUUGUUUGGAGGACGGUUGUCUCAAUCCUUUACCUCCGGGAACUCCCCGGAAGAGUUGUGAGAGCUGUCGGGCAGCGCAACGUAACUCGGAAAAAGAAGGCGUAGCCCCAGCCCCGGAACUAGCAUCCUCAGCCGUCGCCUCUGAUAACGCCUUGACUUUCGUCGUUGCUUUGCCCACACCGGACCCUCCAGUCGAGGAUGCAUCUCCCACUGCAAUCGCAUCCGAUUCUGCCAGCGAACGAUCACCCUCGGUCAGCGAGCAGUCCCCCGCGCCCCCAGUCGAUGGCCACUCGGGCUUGCAGCCUACCGUCGUCUCUGUCGUUUCCAAGCCCAAGAAGCCACGAAAGUCUCGCAAAGCAACGCAGCCUUCUGAAGAGGUGGAGCAGACGCCCUCCCAUUCCGCUGUACAUCCUUCUGUGGCUCCAACGGGAAUCGUGCCGAUUCCCUAUCCGACCAGCCCAUAUCCCUAUUAUAUGCCACCGGGAUACUAUAAUUACAGCAGCGGCCAUCCACCUCCCCCGGCCUAUAUGCCACCAGACAAAGCAAGAACUGUAGUGUCCUACGCCUAUUAUCCUUGGCCUCCUGGAUAUCCACCCGCUGGAUCAGGCCCUUAUGCUUAUUACCCCCCAAUUCCCCACCCACCUACGAUGAAUCAAUAUCCACAGAAUCAUGCCAGUACCAGCGCCGAACAACCUGCGGCAAAAAAGGCUAGGACAGACGCAGAAACACCAGAUGCAGUGCCAGAACCGCAAGUUGGCUCAGCUGAGCCUUCUGUCUCGCAAAGAAUCUGCGCGGGUAAGACAUGUCACAGGUCUCUAUCAGCAGCUGUCGCUGGCAACUUCUGCGAGAGAUGUCGAGCCAGGGUCAAGAGGCGACAGGCUUCAGCAAAGCAGCGGCUUAGAUUGGAGCCCAAGAAAUCAAUAUUGUCGACCCGUAUAUCCUCAUGAAUAUCAUCUUGUCUAUGUAUCUACAUGCAAAUCUGCUUACAGGACUCUCAUAAUAGUGCACACAAAUCAGGUUAGGGUUUCCGAUGGCCGGAUUUUCCCGAGCUCGUCAUUCUCCUCCUUCUCCAAAAUUAUUUUUAACCCGGGCCCUCUGCAAUAAACCUUUGCAGCUAUGGCUUCCCCCACCGUCAAUACCGUGCGGUACUCCGCUCUCUUCUUCGGCGUUGUUUAUGGCUGGUACCACCGCCGAACACUACUGGCGGAGCAAAAGGUUCACAAGAUCGAAGCUGCGGCCCACGACCGGGAGCACUUGAUACAUCAGGCGAAGGAGGCAUGGAGGAAGAAGCAGGAGGAGGCUCUGAAGCCCAAGACGGAGAACGCAUUGAUCACCGACCCGGAGGAUCCCCGGUUCGACCUCGAAAAGCUCGUCGCGAGUUGGGAAGCUACCGCAUAACUUGUAUCUCCUCUCCAUCUUCUUUUGCAAUAGAGAGCUUUUGACCUAUAAUAUGAACUAUGAACCUGCCAUUGCACUUGGGCUUGAGUCAGCAACCGUGUCAGCCGACGUUCCUCCAUCUUCGACUUCCUUCCCCAAAGGAAACUAGUCUGAUGAUUUGACACGCCGACGAUAGCACAUGAUUUCCACACUCUUGAGUCUCCCCACAAUGUCAGCCUUGGUGCACAAGGGAAGAUGCUUUUGCGGUUCAAUCAGCUACCAAGUCACAGGCGAGCCCGUUUUGACCGCAUUUUGUCAUUGCACUCGCUGUCAGGCCAUGAAUGGGUGCCCUUUUGUUUGGACGCUGCAUUUCCCAUCUACAGCCUUCGAAUGGACCCAUAGCGAGCCCCACUUGGCGAAUCUAGACUCAUACGUGACAGAUGGCAAGCCUUGGAAGACACGCUAUCGUUGCAAAACGUGUGGAACUUGCCUCAGCUCACAUAAUUCGAAGACGAACCGCAACAGUGUUUGGGGUGCACACUUCGAGAGGGAUGAGGGUGGGAAAACAAAGCAUUUUGAGCGAGUGAAGCCUACGGCACAUAUGUUUUACGGGACCAGGAUAGUCAGCGUGGAGGAUGGCUUAAGCAAAUGGGAAGGUUACGAAGCCAAAUCGGCGAGAAUUGCCUAGGGUCGAAGCCACGUUAGAUAGGGUCGACGAUGUGCCAUAUCGAGUGCUGAGACAAACUUCGGCAACCAAUCCAAUUUAGUCAAAACAGUUAUGUUGACGGAAACAUCAUAGUCUCAUUGCCUCUCUUCCUGCUUUAGCCGACAUUCGGUUUCGGGGAGGACAGCCUCUUCUCAUGGAGACCCUCAAGCAGGAACCCGCCGAUGUCGACAUGGACGCACCGCAGAUAUCCACUCUCCGUCAAGAGGAUAGUCCACCCCCGGCCCCACGUAGGGUCAAGCUGCUCCUCAAUAACGACAAACCUGGCAGCAGGUCGACCAGUACGUCCUCGCGCAAGCGGCCGCUCUCCGACCACGAAGACGAUGAGGACGAGGAAGACCAGCUCGCGGACGACGAUGACACGGGUCUUGUCGUGCCACCUGCUCCUCCUCUCCAGGUCUUGCCCAGUCCCACUGUGGAACCGGCGGCGCCGUCCAAGCCGCGGAAAGCCCCCGCCAAACGCAAACCCCGCAAGUCGGAAAAGAAGCUUGCCGAGGAGGAAGCCGCAACGGCGGAGAAAACUAUGCAGUCAAGUGCGCCCGGGAUGGCGCCGCCCACGAUGUCGUGGUUUGAGGUCAAUGCGUCAAAGGCGUCGGAGAACGCCGGUCGAACGAGCUCGUUCGAUGUCCAGGUGCCGGUGAACAUCGUGGCAGUCGAUCCCGGGAAUUCGAAACCCCCUCCGAAGAAGAAACCACGGAAAACGCCGACGACUAGUACUACUACUAGUGCGCCCAAACCACGCACCAAGUCUGGGCCCAAACUCAAGCAGGUCGAAGAUACGACCGAUGUUGUGAGUGAAGCUGGUUUCACGGCUACCGCAGCCUCUUCACCUAUCACCGCCGCGUUUGAACCGAAUGGUUCACCAGAACCAGACCCAAUACUACCGCUUAGUAUCGCACUGCCGGUUGAAGAUGCGCCCAUUAUCCUGGCAGAUACGCCUCUUCCCCAAUACCCACUCCCCGUCAAACCCUUCUCGGUUCUUCCGCCCCAGAAAAUGAACUCGGGCUUCGCACCCAUCAUCCCGCUUGACCGAAGCGGUGCUCCAGUACGCCGAUGGCGCACCGUCAAUCGGGAGAUCCGAGGCAUUGCGGGUGGGCGAUGGUUCACUCGGGCCUGGGUCGGCGCGAAAGAGUCGUCUGCGUUUGGAGGAGAGAAGUCGGUGGUGGCGAGCGCAUCCCCGUCGCCGGCUAAGCCAGUGAAGGUCCGUGCUGUGACCAAGACUGCAAGUACAUCGAACGCCGCGUCGCGUUCGAGUUCGACUGUCCCUUCGAAAAUGCGCAACAUCGUGGCUGAGAGCGUUGCCGGAGAUGAUGUUGUUGUAAUGGCAUAGUCCCCGUGUCAUGUAUAUUAUUUACUUGUAGAGCAUAUGCACUUCAGAUGGUUUCGUCAGA